This is a messenger RNA of Salvelinus sp. IW2-2015, 2658 nucleotides long. RefSeq names its product zinc finger protein 143. Lineage: Eukaryota; Metazoa; Chordata; Actinopteri; Salmoniformes; Salmonidae. The record is from RefSeq and is a predicted model, not a curated record. Gene Ontology annotation, cellular component: nucleus. Gene Ontology annotation, molecular function: DNA-binding transcription factor activity, RNA polymerase II-specific; RNA polymerase II cis-regulatory region sequence-specific DNA binding. Gene Ontology annotation, biological process: regulation of transcription by RNA polymerase II.
UUCCAAAAUGGCUGUGUCCAACUUCGAAAACGUUUUUUAGGAUUAUAUUUGUUUAUUGUGCUGAACGAACAGCACUAAUAUCACGUAUAAUAACAUAGAUGAGGUUAAAUAUUUUAUUGGAAAUCGCUUGAAUUUACUUGCAAAGUUAAGCGGUCGCAAUUGUGAUCCAGAAUGGCGUAUGGAACGUACCCCAAAAGCAGAAUGUGAAGAAUUUAUGGUUAUGGGAGGUCACUAGUCAAUGAUUGAAAUGACUUUGAACCAAUGAGAUUACUAGAAGCUUGCGUGACUGAAAUAUUUGCCAAUCAUCGGGGCAAGUGCUAUCUUUGUACAUGUUCCAGGGUGCGCGCACAGGAGAACAUUUCCUGCCCUGAUGCAUGGUGGUCGAACCGAAGGGAUUGUUGGAAAUUUUUGAGAGCGACAAUGCUGUUGGCUCAGAUUAACCGGGACUCCCAGGGCAUUGCAGAGUUCCAAAAUGCAGGUGGAGACACUCAGCAGGUCACCCUCUGUUUGGCAGAGACUGUUUCAGAUGGCGAUCAAAUGGACAUGGACACUGUGAGUUUACAGGCUGUGACCCUUGCAGAUGGCUCUACAGCUUACAUACAGCACAACCCUAAAGUCUCCAUUUCAGAUGGAAAGUUCAUGGAUGGACAGGUCAUUCAGCUGGAGGAUGGAUCUACUGCAUAUGUCCAACAUGUAUCGAUGCCAAGAGCAGAGGAGGCCAACAGGUGGACAGGAUCCCCUUUGUGUGAUGUAAUUGGAGGAGAUGGUCUGAGACUUGAGGAUGGUCAGGCUGUGCAGCUGGAAGAUGGCACAACGGCUUACAUCCACACACCAAAAGAUACAUAUGACCAGAAUACCCUGCAGGCUGUUCAGCUGGAGGAUGGCACCACAGCUUACAUCCAGCACACAGUACAGAUGCCCCAAACCAACACCAUCCUGGCCAUCCAGGCAGAUGGAACAGUGUCAGACCUGAACGCUGAUGGAACCCUCGACCAAGAGACCAUCAACGUGCUGGAACAAUACACCGCUAAGGUGGAAGCUGAUGAUGUCAACUCCGUACUGAUGAGAGCUGAGCAAGAUUGUGGUGUCCAGAUGCAGAUUGUGCUUCAAAGGCAGAGUGGUCGUAGUUCUAGGGAGCAGCCUACAGAGAAAUCUUUCCGCUGUGACUAUGAGGGCUGUGGGAAACUCUACACAACAGCACACCAUCUGAAGGUACAUGAGAGGUACCACACAGGUGACCGUCCAUAUCUGUGUGAUCAUCUGGGUUGUGGAAAGAAGUUUGCUACAGGGUAUGGCCUGAAAAGCCACAUCAGGACACACACUGGUGAGAAGCCUUAUCGCUGCCAGGAAGUGCACUGUGCAAAGUCGUUCAAGACGUCAGGUGACCUCCAAAAGCACAUCAGAACCCACACAGGCGAGAAGCCAUUCAUGUGCCCGUUUGAGGGGUGCGGGAGAUCGUUUACUACCUCUAACAUCAGGAAGGUGCACAUUCGCACACACACAGGGGAGCGGCCUUACUAUUGUGCAGAGCCUGGCUGUGGGCGAGCCUUCGCCAGUGCCACCAACUAUAAGAACCACGUGAGGAUCCACACAGGAGAGAAGCCUUACGUAUGCACUGUCCCAGGCUGUGACAAGCGGUUCACAGAGUACUCCAGCCUUUACAAACACCACGUUGUCCACACACCAUGCAAGCCCUACAACUGCAACCACUGUGGGAAGACCUACAAGCAGAUCUCCACCCUGGCCAUGCAUAAACGCACAGCGCAUAACGUCACAGAGCCCAUUGAGGAAGAGCAGGAGGCCUACUAUGAACCCCCUACAGAGGCCAUCGAUGAUCCCUCAGUGAAUUUUGCCCCGGUUGAGGAGGAAGAGGCGGAAGAGUCCUGUUCGGAACAGAUGACUGAGGCUGAGGCCAUUGGUCAGCAGCAUGUGCAGCUCAUAACACACCCGGAUGGAACUCAACAGGUCAGUAUCUCGCAGGCUGACAUGCAGGCGUUGGGGGAAACAAUUACCAUGGUAACCAGUGAUGGCACCACCUUCACGGUUCCUUCCCAUGYAAUGCUUAAUGCAGAUGGAACACAUUCAGUCACCAUGGUAGCAGRAGAUGGUACAGAAGAGCAGGUGGCAAUUGAUUUGGCCUCCUUUCAGGGCAUGCAGACAGAGGAGGGGGUUCACCCUGUCACUCUGUUAGCCACCUCAAACGGCACACAGAUCGCUGUCCAGCUCAGUGAACAACCUUCACUCGAAGAAGCCAUCAGGAUAGCAUCAAGAAUACAACAGGGAGAGAUGGGAUUGGACGAUUAGAUAAGCCUUUCAGUACUAUGACUUCUAUUGAAAUAUUUCAUGAGAACAAGAUAUUGUUCUUAAAUCAAACAUGAAAUUCUUUAUUAAGAUUUGUAAAUAGACAUUUUGAUAUGGCUGCACAAAGAGUCUGUAAUGCUGAAACAUCCAUGAGUGAGAUGUGUGUUGCUGCAUGAAUGAGAUAAAGAAAUGUAAUGUGUUUUUGGACUUUUCGUACCAUUUUUCCAUGUGUGAAUAUUGUAUUCUGUGUAUAUACAGUAAAUAGCCAAUGUUUUGAAUCCAGCAUAUAUUUUAACUUUGAAUAUGUACAAAUAAUGGAUACACAUUGGUUGUUAAAUAAAACAGUAAAAUUCUAUA